Molecule: messenger RNA, 264 nt
Organism: Trichobilharzia regenti
Lineage: Eukaryota; Metazoa; Platyhelminthes; Trematoda; Strigeidida; Schistosomatidae
Source: the annotation of a GenBank genome assembly
UCUUCUUCUAACGUGUUAUCACAAAUCUUCAUCUUCACAACAACAAUGAAAGUGAUCAUCUUCGCACUACUCCUUUUCGUAUCACUCAAAUAUGUCAGGUUGGAUGAAGAUUAUGAUAUUGUCGAUUACACAAGAGUUAUCAAAGAUGAUUGUCCGAACGGAGCACCGUAUUGUGAAGAUAGUGACAAAAGCGCGAAGAAGAAUAAGAAGAAAGGACUGAGUCAGAAAAAUGGGAGGCAAUGCAUUGGCAGUAAUUGCAAAUAA